Messenger RNA from Condylostylus longicornis, 2037 nucleotides. RefSeq names its product CXXC-type zinc finger protein 1-like. The transcript is spliced from 4 exons. The record is from RefSeq and is a predicted model, not a curated record. Bases 172 to 1860 code for a protein of 562 amino acids. Lineage: Eukaryota; Metazoa; Arthropoda; Insecta; Diptera; Dolichopodidae. Gene Ontology annotation, cellular component: Set1C/COMPASS complex. Gene Ontology annotation, biological process: positive regulation of DNA-templated transcription. Gene Ontology annotation, molecular function: DNA binding; zinc ion binding.
UACUGUUUUUGUAAAUUAGUUUUUUUUUGGCUAAAUAUUUUAUUAGCAAUAAACAUAGCGUUUUCAUUCUACUAAAACAAAAGUAUUUAUCUGAAAGUUACCAUUUAUUCUAUCGUAAUUAAAAAUUUUUGCCGAUAAUCUGUUAAAUACAUUUUUAAAAAGUUUGGAAACAUGGCCGAAAAAAAGAAACUGAAAAAAUCGAAGGAAGAAAUUGCUAGGGAAUUCGAUCUUCCAGAAAGAAAAAGUAAAAUUGCCACAAUAAUGAAACAAGAUGACCAAGCAUAUUGUCUUUGUCGUUCAUCAGAUUGCUCAAGAUUUAUGAUAUGCUGCGAUGGAUGCGAAGAAUGGUAUCAUGGGGACUGCAUUAACAUUUCUGAAAAGGAAGCUAAGCAUAUUAAACACUACUAUUGCCAAAGAUGUAAGGAGGUUGAUCCAUCUUUGCAGACUGUUUUUCGAUUAGUUCCAGCUGAAAAAAUUGCUAUGCCAACUAAUGCUGUGACGCCAGAUGUUAUACAAACAACUCCACCGAAAAAGAAAAAGGAAAAAGAAAAGUCAAAUGUUACAACACCGAGCUCUGCUGGACAAAAUUCAGCAAUAAGUUCAACACCAAGAUGUGGAACUUGCGAAGGAUGCCAGCGACCAAGUUGUGGUAUGUGUGAUGGUUGCCUAUCUAGAAAAAUUGGAAGAAAGCCGCGGUGCGAACAGAGAAUUUGCCUGUAUCAGAAGAAAAAGGAAAGGAAAACGACAAAUCGCAUAAAAAAAAGAAAAAGGUCUGUAAGUCCAGAAAUAUUUAUGAAUCCAGAAUUAGAGGGUCUUAGACAAUGUCGUGGUCCAGGGUGUACAUAUAAUGCUCGUCCACAGUCAAAAUAUUGCUCUGAUGCAUGUGGAAUGAAAUUAGCGACGAAUAGAAUUUUUCAGGUUUUACCUCAAAGAAUUCAAGAGUGGACCUUGACAAGAUGUCGUGCUGAGGAAGAAAAUAAAAAGCAAUUAGACAGUAUUCGGAAAAAACAGGCAACUGUCAGUUAUACUUUAGCCCAACUUGAUAAAAGGCAUGCGGAAUUAGAUUUAUUAGUUGAAAGAGCAAAAAGUUGCACGCUAGAUCCAAAAGCGCUAGAUAAUAAUGACAUUGAAGAUGAACAGUCUAUGUAUUGCAUUACUUGUGGACAUGAAAUACAUUCACGAACUGCCAUUCGUCAUAUGGAAAAAUGUUUUAAUAAAUAUGAGAGUCAAGCAAGUUUCGGCAGUAUUUUUAAAACCAGAAUUGAGGGAAACUCUAUGUUUUGCGAUUUUUACAAUGCAGCAAGUGGGACUUAUUGUAAGCGUUUAAGAGUUCUUUGCCCUGAACAUUGUAAAGAUCCUAAAGUUUUGGAUACUGAUGUUUGCGGUUGCCCAUUAGUGCAAAAUGUUUUCACUUUAACCGGGGAAUUUUGCCGUGCCCCCAAAAAAAAUUGCUUUAAGCAUUAUGUGUGGGAGAAAAUUCGCAGAGCUGAAAUUGAUUUAGAGCGCGUUCGGCAAUGGCUUAAAAUGGAUGACUUAUUAGAUCAAGAAAGACAAAUUCGUGCAAGUAUGACUAGUCGGGCAGGUGUUUUAGGUCUUAUGUUGCAUUCAACAUACAAUCAUGAGGUUAUCGAAGAACUUUGUAGAGUAGCUCAAUUAAAACAACAACAGGAACAGAAUCAACAAAGUCAGUUGCUUCAACAGGAAAUGAAUUUGCAGCACAAGACUGCAACUAAGAACACUCAAAAACAACAUUCAUCAUACCAGAAUCAACACAAUCAACCAAUAAGUUGUUCGACACAAAUAAACAAAUCAAACAAAAGCAAAAACUACCAAGCAAAUACUUAUUACUCCCAAAUGUAGGAAUUUUAAAUUGCUUGUUUAUAAUACAAAUCUAAAAUCGUUUUGUUAAUAGUUUCUGGGAGUAGUUUAUAAAAUUGCGCUAACUACAAAGUAAAAAAAGUAUACAUCUUACAUCUACAAAUUUAAAACUUUAUAUGCAUACCCAAGUAAGUGUGUCCACCAAUUUGUAGCUUAUAA